Messenger RNA from Penicillium daleae, 1551 nucleotides. RefSeq names its product Major facilitator superfamily domaingeneral substrate transporter. Bases 1 to 1551 code for a protein of 516 amino acids. Lineage: Eukaryota; Fungi; Ascomycota; Eurotiomycetes; Eurotiales; Aspergillaceae. Gene Ontology annotation, molecular function: carbohydrate:proton symporter activity. Gene Ontology annotation, cellular component: membrane. Gene Ontology annotation, biological process: transmembrane transport; carbohydrate transport. The record is from RefSeq and is a predicted model, not a curated record. The transcript has 3 exons.
AUGUCAGGCAAAGCUUCUGCAUCAAUUGCAGUGCGGGAUCUCGCAUCGGUUCUUCCCAAGAGAAGCAAGCCGUGGUGGCAGACAUCCCAUCUGCUAAUUCUCAAUGCAUACAUUAUCAGCUUGCUCCUUUUCUCAUCUACCGGCGGCUACGACAUAUCUCUCAUGAACAGCCUCCAAUCUCUCAACCAAUGGCAACUUUUCAUGGAUAGGCCGACAGGUGCCUGGCUCGGUUUUAUCAAUGCCCUCCAAUCCAUCGGCAGCAUGGCCUUCCAGCCCAUCGGCGCCUGGUCAGCCAAUCGCUUUGGCCGGAAGCGCACCAUUCUCAUCGGGUAUCUGUGGCUGGUACUCGGCGUUGGUCUACAGGUCGGCGCACCGAACCCGAAAUGGUUCAUCGCAUCGCGAUUCUUCGUCGGAAUCGCAGGAACUUGGUUCCAAGCAUCUGUGAUUCUAGUCACGGAGAUUGCGUAUCCCUCGCACCGCUCGUUCGUAACGUCGGCUUAUAUGUGCCAGUUCUACGCCGGCUCCUUGCUAUCUGCGUGGAUCGCGUUCGGGACCAGGACUCUGGAUAGUAAUUGGGCUUGGCGUAUCCCAUCGCUGAUGCAGCUUGCCCUGCCGCUUUUGGCUUUGCCGGGUACGCUGUUGAUUCCUGAGUCGCCGCGUUGGUUGAUCUGUCAGCAGAGAUCGGGUGAGGCGAGGAGUAUACUGGUGCGUUACCAUGCUGGCGGUGACCAGAACUCGGAGCUUGUUGCUUUUCAGAUGGCGGAGAUCACGGAGUCCAUUACAUUGGAGCAGAGCGUGCAGCAAGAGUCGCGCUGGAUGGACUGUGUGAGGACCAAGGGUAAUCGAUACCGAUUCUUCCUCAGUGUGUCACUGGGAUUCUUCGCGCAAUGGAAUGGAUGCGGUGUUGUAUCUUACUAUCUCACACUAAUCCUCAAAACAAUCGGCAUAACCUCGGUCACCGAACAAACACUCAUAAACGGCUUCCUCCAACUCUGGAACCUAAUAAUGAGCAUUGUCGGCGCCUGCUUAGUCGACCGUGCCGGUCGACGCAAACUCUUCAUAACAUCGACAAUAAUAAUGCUCACAAGUUACAUAUUCAUCACCGCCCUAUCUGGCAGCUUCAACACAACCGGCACCGCAGCCAUCGGCACAGCCGUCAUCCCGUUCCUUUUCAUCUACUUUGCCGGAUACGACAUUGCAUUCACGCCGCUAUUGCUCGCAUACCCAGCUGAAAUGUGGACAUUCUCCCUGCGCGCAAAGGGUGUUGCUAUCUCGAUGAUGGCGAAUUAUGUGGCGUUAAUAUUUAAUCAGUUGAUUAAUCCUAUUGCGCUGGAGGCAAUUGCGUGGAAGUAUUAUAUAGUGUUUUUGGUGAUAUUGAUCGUGAUUCUGGGGAUUGUUUACUUGUAUUAUCCCGAGACCAAGGGGUAUUCAUUGGAGGAGAUUGCCGUUGUUUUUGACGGCGAGGAGGCAAGGGUUACGGAUUUUGUGACUGUUAAGGAGGCGAUGGAGGGUGAAGGGACUGCGAAGAGUGAGAAUGCUGAAGAUGUUUGA